CUCCAGAUGGCGAUUCUGGUCACGUGAUCUACCGCGCCUUGUCUUCUCUUUCAUCCCUCGCAGUGCUGUCUUGUCUUGCCAUCAACCUACAACCAUCUCCUUCAUUGUCGGCCUCGUCCCUUCGUCUGUUUUAUUGCGCUUGCGAGAACGCCGUUGUGGCUCUUGCGAUUGUCUAAUUCUCCAGGUCCAUAGUCGAGGCCCCAGUUCUCUUCCCAAGUCUCAACUCACGCUUUCCCAGGCUUUGCUGCCUCGGGACGCGCCUCUGCUAGACUCACCAAUACUUCACCUACCACCUCGUCACUCACCGACUUUUCCACCAUGUCUCACGAAGAGGAUCUUAUCGAUUACUCCGAUGAGGAGCUCCAGACGACCGAUGCCGCGACGACAGCCGCCGCACCGGCUGCUUCCAACGGUGCCGCUGCAAAGAAGGGCGAUCUGACUGUGUCAGGCGGUCGCCCAGACAAGAAGGGCAGUUAUGUCGGCAUUCACUCCACCGGUUUCCGUGACUUCCUGCUCAAAGGAGAGCUUCUGCGUGCGAUCACCGAUUGCGGUUUCGAACAUCCAUCGGAGGUCCAGCAAGUUUGCAUUCCCACGGCCAUCCUCAAUGUCGAUGUUCUCUGCCAGGCAAAGUCUGGUCUCGGAAAGACGGCAGUCUUCGUUCUCACCACCCUCCACCAGCUGGAGCCAGUUCCGGGCGAGGCCCAGAUCCUCGUCAUGUGCCACACCCGUGAGUUGGCGUAUCAGAUCAAGAACGAGUACGCACGAUUCAGCAAGUAUCUUCCGGAUGUGAAGACGGCCGUGUUCUACGGAGGUACUCCCAUCCAGAAGGACAUUGAGCUUCUGUCCAACAAGGAGACCUACCCCAACAUCGUUGUCGGCACGCCCGGUCGAUUGAACGCCCUAGUGCGUGAGAAGAAGCUGUCUCUGCGCAGCGUUAAGUGCUUCGUUCUUGAUGAGUGUGACAAGAUGCUCGACCAGAUCGACAUGCGCCGCGAUGUCCAGGAAAUCUUCCGUGCUACCCCUGCCGACAAGCAGGUCAUGAUGUUCAGUGCGACCCUCUCGCAGGAAAUCAGACCUGUCUGCAAGAAGUUCAUGAGAAACCCGCUUGAGGUCUAUGUGGAUGAUGACACCAAGCUCACACUCCACGGUCUCCAGCAGUACUACAUCAAGCUCAGCGAGGCCGAGAAGAACCGAAAGUUGAACGAGCUGCUCGACAGCCUCGAGUUCAACCAGGUUAUUAUCUUUGUCAAGAGCACGCUGCGUGCAAACGAGCUGGACAAGCUCUUGAGAGAAUGCAACUUCCCCAGUAUUGCGGUCCACUCUGGUGUCAGCCAGGAGGAGCGUAUCAAACGUUACAAGGAGUUCAAGGAGUUCAACAAGCGUAUCUGCGUUGCCACUGACGUGUUCGGCCGUGGUAUCGAUAUUGAGCGCAUCAACCUCGCCAUCAACUACGAUCUCCCCGCUGAUGCGGAUUCCUAUCUCCACCGUGUCGGUCGUGCCGGUCGUUUCGGUACCAAGGGUCUGUCGAUCUCUUUUGUCAGCAGCGAGGAGGACGAGAAGGUGCUGAAGGAGAUCGAGAAGCGAUUCGAGGUUGCUCUCCCUGAGUAUCCCGAGGGUGGUGUUGAUUCCAGCACCUACAUGGCCUAAGCAUCCCGUAGAUGCUGUCUUUUAUCCUCUUCUGGCGCGACGGCCGGGUUGUGAUAUUAUGUUUCGUCUUAUUUGCAACCACUGGAUCAGGAUGUGAAGGAUAUCAGUUGCGAGAGGGGCUGUGCCUCAUAGGAACGUCCUGAAAUAGGAAAAAAAAAGGAAAACCUUGAUGAUGUACUGGGUAUGGAGCAGGUAAUUAAUUUAGCUGAUCGCGGACUUAUGCGUUGGUGCCAUUCCUUUGCGGUAUAUGUCUCUGUGUGUCUGUAUGAUUUGGUAAAGCAAAUAGUCGUUUUGCAGGUCAUCAUUGCACCCGCGUAGCAAGGUUGAUAAGGAUAACGCAAGUAAUGCUAAGUCGGUCAGUCUUCCACCGCGGGAGCCCGUCUCAGCGGCGAUGUAUACACAACACGUAAUUUCCAAGUGUCCAUCUUCAAAAGA
Molecule: messenger RNA, 2082 nt
Organism: Paecilomyces variotii
Lineage: Eukaryota; Fungi; Ascomycota; Eurotiomycetes; Eurotiales; Thermoascaceae
Product: putative ATP dependent RNA helicase
Exons: 4
Coding region: 319-1647 (442 amino acids)
Biological process (GO): mRNA export from nucleus; mRNA splicing, via spliceosome
Molecular function (GO): RNA helicase activity; RNA binding; ATP binding
Source: RefSeq, a predicted model, not a curated record